Messenger RNA from Trachemys scripta elegans, 875 nucleotides. RefSeq names its product anti-Mullerian hormone (gene AMH). Gene Ontology annotation, biological process: gonad development; Mullerian duct regression. The coding region runs from base 215 to 856 and encodes 213 amino acids. The transcript has a single exon. Lineage: Eukaryota; Metazoa; Chordata; Testudines; Emydidae. The record is from RefSeq and is a predicted model, not a curated record. Gene Ontology annotation, molecular function: growth factor activity.
UGCCAAAAAUAGAACAGAAAAACUCCUUUGAAUCGGCCCUCCCUCCUUUAUAGCACACUGGCCUCUGAAUUUUUCUCAAGGGAGGUGUGUUGUGCAUUGUCAACCCAAGGUCACUUUGUUUGAACGGGAGAUGCAGUCCUCCCCUUACAUAAGUGUUUCGAGGGAUGCACUCGAGUAACUAGCCUCGGAGUUUAGAGCUGCUCGGAGCUGGAAGAUGAGGCCCGUGCUUGGAAUGGCUUUGCAGUGCCUGCUGCUGCUCCUCCCCUCAACUGCUCUGCUAAGAAAAGGAGGUGUUGAGGGAGGACUUUCGCCUGCUGAAGAACUGGAAAUAACCUUUUCAAAGGAGUUGGGAUUUGGAGAGGAGCGGAGAGAAAGGGAAGACGGGAGCAUAUAUGAAGGAGCAGAACUCAACUUAAUGGCAUUGACGCCCAAGGCCACCACUGCUACUCGUCUCCUCGUGAAGAGUGACAAGCCAGGAGAUGAUGCCAAAGGAGCAAAAUGCCCUCCGCUCAUCCCUGAGGAGGCAGUUUUCCCAGUUCUGGGGUCAGAUUCCAGCCUCCCCCCUUGGCCCAUUGGUGGGCUGGAAGGGCCAGUGUGCACGGUGAAAAUGGGCAGGAGGUACGGCUUGGGCAAGAACCACUUGGAAGUCGUGGGGGUCCUUACCAGCUAUGAAAGCGAUUUCCUCAAAGUGGUGAGACGUUCAAGCUGGGAUCAAGGCCGGCUGGAGACCUUUGGGAUCUGUCCUGCUGGGGAGGCCCAUUCUGCUCUCCUGUCUCUGAAACACAUCAGUGCCCACUUGGCUGACCCAGGGGAGAACAGGUUCCUUGUGCUGCAUCUUGAAGAAGGUACGUGCUAAGAGACCCCUGAACUGACUG